AUGAUUCUUGCUUAUAUCUUUGGCCUGCUGGUCGCCACGUCCGGCGUGGCCAAGGCUGUGGAACUCACCGGUUAUGAAUAUGUCAUUGUCGGUUCCGGUGCUGGUGGUGGUCCUCUGGCAGCCCGACUUGCUUUGGCUGGUCACAAGACACUGCUCAUUGAGGCUGGUGAUGACCAGGGUGAAACCUACAACUACACCAUCCCUGCCUACUCCGCCAGAGCCUCCGAAGACGAGAAGCUUUCGUGGAACUUUUUCGUCCACCACUACGAAGAUGACGAGCGUCAGGCUCGCGAUUGGAAGACUAGCUAUGAUACGCCCGAUGGCGGGAUAUACACUGGCCUCAACCCUCCCGAGGGCUCGACCUUGAAGGGAACCCUCUACCCUCGUACAGGUACCCUCGGUGGUUGCACUGCCCACAACGCUUUGAUUGCAGUCUAUCCUUACCAGUCUGACUUUGAAUACAUUCAGACUAUCACCAACGAUAGCUCUUGGGCACCCGACAAUAUGCGCAAGUACUUCACUAAGCUGGAGAACAACGGUUACUCUCUUCCCGCAGUUGAGGGCCACGGUUACGACGGCUGGUUGUCGACCGAAACCGCGCCCCUCAGCAUUGUCUUAGAGGAUACCCAGUUGCUGAGCUUGCUCACCGGUGGUGCCUUUGCGCUCGGUAACACGACCGAUCAAGUUAUGAACCUUGGCACUCUGCUAGUUGGCGAUGCCAAUGCUGACACGGAGACCCGUGACACCGAGCCCGGUUACUACCAGAUCCCUAUCUCCACCGACGACGCUCACCGCAAUGGUGCCCGUGAAUUCAUCAUCUCUGUACGCGAUGCUACGAAUGACGAUGGCUCUAAGAAGUACCCUCUUGAUGUCCGCAUGAACACCCACGUCACCAAGGUGACCUUCAAUGAGACCGAAACCCCACCCCGUGCCACCGGUGUGGAGUUCCUCGAUGGCGAGCACCUCUACAGGGCCAGUCCUCUGUCGAACUCCGCUGUUUCUGGUACCCCCGGUUCCGCCACCGCUUCUCGUGAAGUCAUCGUUGCCGGUGGAGUAUACAACUCUCCCCAGAUCCUCAAGCUGAGUGGUAUCGGACCCGCCGAGGAACUCGAGAAGUUCGGUAUCAAGGUCAUCAAGGAUCUCCCCGGUGUCGGCACCAACCUCCAGGACCACUAUGAGAUCUCCGUUCAGGGCCAGGUCGAGGAGGACUUCUCCUGCUUGGACACGUGCACCUUCAGCAUUCGCGACCAGGCGGACCCUUGCAUCAGUGAUUGGGAGUCUCCUGUUCUUGGCGACCACGGAAUUUACUCAUCCCCCGGUCUCGCCGCCACCAUGCUAUACAAGAGCUCCACGGCCACUGAUGACUUCGACAUUUUCGAAUUCGGUGGCCCUGUUAACUUCCGUGGCUACUUCCCCGACUACAGUAUCAAUGCGACUGACGAACACAACUGGUUUACCUGGGCUAUUCUCAAGUCUCACCCCCGCAACUCUGCCGGAACCGUCGUUCUGCAGUCCGCUGAUCCUCUUGACAUGCCUAAGAUCACCUUCAACUACUUCGACACUGGUGUCGGCGACUACGAGGCUGAUCUCACUGCUAUGUACGAAGCUGUCCAGCUUGCCCGUGACGCGUUCAAGCGCCAGGCCGUCAACAUCACUGAGGUUCUCCCUGGCCCUGAUGUCCAAUCCAAGGAAGACAUCAUCGAUUACAUCAAGGAUGGUACUUGGGGUCACCAUGCAUCCUGCACUUGCCCCAUUGGUGCUGAUGAUGACGCGAUGGCUGUCUUGGACUCCAAAUUCCGUGUCCGCGGUGUCUCUGGUCUUCGUGUCGUUGAUGCUUCCGUUUACCCCAAAGUCCCCGGUACUUUCACCGCGCUUUCUACUUACAUGGUCGCCGAGAAGGCCGCUGAUGAGAUUCUGAGUGAGCUUGAGGCCAGUUCCUAA
Molecule: messenger RNA, 1941 nt
Organism: Penicillium roqueforti
Lineage: Eukaryota; Fungi; Ascomycota; Eurotiomycetes; Eurotiales; Aspergillaceae
Product: GMC family oxidoreductase
Exons: 1
Coding region: 1-1941 (646 amino acids)
Molecular function (GO): flavin adenine dinucleotide binding; oxidoreductase activity, acting on CH-OH group of donors
Source: RefSeq, a predicted model, not a curated record